GAGUGUGGGGACCUGCAGAUCAUCCACCAGCACCUCAACCAGAAUCUGCGGCAGCUUGCGCACGCUCUUGACUCGCGGUCUACGUCAGUCUCCAUCUUUCUAUCCAAGCAGGACCAGUCGUGGGCAGAUGAAGUGGCUCCGUUCUCGCGGCCACCUCCAUCAAAUCAGCCGGGGGGAGCACAAACAAAGAAACGAUCAUGAUACUCGAGACCGACCCCGGACGCGCCAUUGUUAGCGCGCAGACGCCACGCGCAUCUGGCGUGCCCCACCGACUCCACCCCUCCAAACUUGGCCGACAUGUCUCAGGUCCAUUUUCUGGAAGACGGCGGCCGGCAUUCGGGUGGCUGCUUGCAAAGUACCCCCUACAAGGUAGCGGUGUUGACGUUGCCAGCGACUACACCGCCUCUUCGCCCUGCGCCUCUCCCCAUUCAGUGUCGAGACUCGAUCAUUCUGACGAUGCUUUCCCUCGACACGAGAAUGUGCACCCGGGCUUCCUCGAGCAAGUCUGCUGCGUGGAGACGAAUGCAAUCUCGUGGACGAUGCUGGGAUGCCGCUUGUCACCAUCCUCCGUGACCACACCCGCCGAUCCUGUGCGUCCUGCCAAAUUGCGAGAACGAAUCUCGACCGGCUCUAGCCUCGCCCAACGAUCAUUGUACCCCCCGACGUGUCCCCGCCCCCAGCAGUAAGCACCACCAAGAACAGGCGCGGCUGCAGUGCAUGAGCUGCGAGCGACGCCCUAAAUCUCCGAAGAGCUGCAGGAGGUAGUCAGUUUCAACGCCGCAGGGUCGAAGGCGAGC
Neohortaea acidophila is the source of this 797-nucleotide messenger RNA. RefSeq lists its product as uncharacterized. The coding region runs from base 198 to 686 and encodes 162 amino acids. Lineage: Eukaryota; Fungi; Ascomycota; Dothideomycetes; Mycosphaerellales; Teratosphaeriaceae. The transcript is spliced from 2 exons. The record is from RefSeq and is a predicted model, not a curated record.